Molecule: messenger RNA, 786 nt
Organism: Labeo rohita (rohu)
Lineage: Eukaryota; Metazoa; Chordata; Actinopteri; Cypriniformes; Cyprinidae
Product: NAD(P)(+)--arginine ADP-ribosyltransferase 2-like
Molecular function (GO): NAD+-protein-arginine ADP-ribosyltransferase activity; NAD+ poly-ADP-ribosyltransferase activity
Source: RefSeq, a predicted model, not a curated record
AUGCUGCUGAUCAUUGAAGGUCUUCUUCUCAUUUCAGCUGUUCUACGACAGGAUCACAGAGCUGCUGCUGCUGCUGAAGAAUAUCCAUUGGAUAUGGCACUAAAUUCUUUUGAUGACCAAUAUAACGGCUGCAAAGAGAACAUGGCAAACCGCGUGGAGACAAAAUAUCUAGAGAAGGAAAUCAAUAACUCACUUGAUUUUAAAAUUGCUUGGAAAAAAGGAAACUUUGUCAAGACCCCACAUGACAAAGACCUGACAAAGAAUCAUUUAAUCGCUAUUUAUGUGUAUAGUGGCAGUAAUGUAUAUCAGCAGUUUAAUCGUGACACUCGUGACGGUAAAAGACUGUACAAACAAAUGAGAUACAAAUGGUAUUCACUUCACUUUCUGUUAACAGAUGCAAUACAGAUUCUGAAGAAAACACAAAAAUGUUAUUCAACUUUUCGUGGUACCAAAGCUGAAUUUGAUAAGCAUGUUCUGAACAAAGAGGUUCGUUUUGGCCAGUUUGCUUCAUCCUCUCUUGAUCGUAAAGCAAAGCGUUUUGGAACUAAAUCUUGUUUUGAAAUCCACACGUGUGAAGGUGCAGAUGUGUCAAAAUACUCUAAGCUUCGUCAUGAGAAAGAGGUGCUGAUUCCUCCAUAUGAGAAGUUUAAAGUCACUGCUGUCAAGACAAAAAAAGAUCAGAAAGAUCCCUGGUGUGACACUGUCUAUGUGUUGAAAAGCUCUGGAAAGAAAAGUGACCUGAACUGUGCUCUAUUCAAGAAACCAACAAAGACCAUAAUGAAGUAA